AUGGAUGCACUUGAGAGGUUUUUGUUCUCCUUCAAGUCUAAUCUUGAUUGUAGAAGAGUGUUGAGGAGUUCUCCUUGGACUUUUGAUAAGGCCCUGUUGUUGCUUAAGGCAAUAGAUAGUUGUGUUGAUCCAAGGACAAUUACUUUGGAUACCCAUAACUUUUGGGUAAGGGUUAGGCGUAUUCCCCUCUUGUUUCUGACUCCAGCAAUGGGUGAAAAAUUGGGCAACUACCUUGGAUCUUUCAUCAUGGUGGAUCACAAAUUGAAUAUGGAUUGUUUGGGUAGUUUCUUGCGCAUCAUGGUAGGGUUGAAGAUAUCGGAGCCCCUGAAGCGUAGUGUUACGCUUCGUUUAGCACUUGAUGAAUCGGUAAAGCUGUACGAGAUAGAGUAUGAACGGCUGCCUUAUUUUUGUCUGUAUUGUGGUAGAUUUGACCAUGUUGGUGAACAGUUUGACAAGGAACCGGGUUGGAUUAGGGGGGACGAGACACAGUUAGAAAAUUAUGCUUCAAGGUGGUAG
Prunus dulcis (almond) is the source of this 516-nucleotide messenger RNA. RefSeq lists its product as uncharacterized. The transcript has 2 exons. The coding region runs from base 1 to 516 and encodes 171 amino acids. The record is from RefSeq and is a predicted model, not a curated record. Lineage: Eukaryota; Viridiplantae; Streptophyta; Magnoliopsida; Rosales; Rosaceae.